Gaeumannomyces tritici R3-111a-1 is the source of this 3237-nucleotide messenger RNA. RefSeq lists its product as hypothetical. Gene Ontology annotation, cellular component: nucleus. The record is from RefSeq and is a predicted model, not a curated record. Gene Ontology annotation, molecular function: zinc ion binding; DNA-binding transcription factor activity, RNA polymerase II-specific; DNA binding. Bases 223 to 3162 code for a protein of 979 amino acids. The transcript has 5 exons. Gene Ontology annotation, biological process: DNA-templated transcription; regulation of DNA-templated transcription. Lineage: Eukaryota; Fungi; Ascomycota; Sordariomycetes; Magnaporthales; Magnaporthaceae.
AGAAGGAGAAAAAAAAAAUAUCGACCAUCUUGCUAGUGGCCAGGAUAUCUCACUGGACCAGCUUCCAACCAUCAUGAACCUACGAUAACGAGCAACGACGCCUUUCUUCUUAUUACUAUUUCCUAAGCUGUUCAUACGUAUACUCGACAUCACCGCUCCAUACGCUCGCUUUGAUCAUCUGGCCCCCCGACACUCGCUUUUGUCUGCCCACGACGCCCACCCAUGUCGUCCUCCGAGAUGGCAGCCGCCGCUUUCGAACACGCGCCUUUACCACCGCACCUAUCCGCAGCCCCCGGUAUGCAUCCAGUGGCCAUGUCGAGGCCCCAGGUCAGCAUCGAGAGGCUGCCCACCCGCCGGAUGAGCAACGAGCCACGGGAGUCGAUGAACUGUAAAUCCUGCCGAAAGCGCAAGAUCAAGUGCAAUCGUCUUCGCCCCUCAUGCGAGGCCUGCCAAGUUUUUCAAUGCCCAUGUAUAUACGACGCCGUACCGAAGAAGAGAGGUCCGAAGACGGACGUGUUGGAGGCAUUGCUGAAGAGGGUCGAUGGGCUCGAGCAGCGGCUCAAGGAUCAAAAAUCGACGGAUCCGGGAGCGGCAGCUGCAGUGGCGGCCGAGCUUGCGGCACUGGGAUCGGCUGCGAGCGAGGUCUCGCAGAGGGCUUCGUUACCUACGGCGGCCACUUCAGCUGGCGACAAAUCCAAGUCUGAUGCGACGACCUCGAGCCGUACCGUCGACGUCCCGGAGCCAGUCAUUUACUCACCCUCAGCUUCAAGCGAACCAUCUCCCACUGGGCCCGUCCCCGUCGACGCCCUGCUAGACACCUACUUUAGCCGCUUUCACGGAAAGCCGUACCACAUCCUUGGCGAAUCCUCCAUCCGGCAAAGGUUGCUAGUCAACCAAGUACCAUCAUUUCUAGCCCACGCCAUUUAUGCUGUUGCUGCGAGGUACACGCCACAUCCUAGCGGAUUCCAGUCAGCCGUUCAGCUGAGCGAGGAGUACGCGCUGAGGGCCCGGAACGAGAUCGACACGGACGAGCCAUCCAUCGACGCGCUGCAGGCGCUGCUCCUGACGGCCACGGCCUUCACCGCCAUGGGAAGGGGAAGGAAGGCAUACAUGCUUCUGACCAGCGGCAUCGGCAUGGCCAUGGCGCUCGAGCUUCACCGUGAGGUGGAUCCGAAUGCGCCCAUGCCGCCUGCCGAGCGCGAGAUGAGGAGGCGUCUGUUCUGGAGCUGCUUUCUGAUGGAUCGGUUUAUGGCGUGCGGGUCGAAACGGCCGUCUCUGAUAUCGAACCGGGUCAUCUCGACGCGGCUCCCCAGCUGGUCUCCCGGCCCGCACUCGCUCCCGGUCGAGGGCGAGUUCUUCGUCAGCGGGUCGAACCUGCACUACUUCCAGGGGAGCGGAAAGAGGUCACAGGGCAGCAGCGGGAUGCUGAUCGACAUCAGCCGGAUACUGGGUAUCACAAACAGAUACCUGGCCGCGGGGGGCGUCAAGGGCGACUCGCACUUCCCGUGGCACUCGCUCUCGAACCUGUCCAAGAUCCGGCAGGACCUGGACAUAUGGGCGUCGGGCACCGAGGACGUCUUCUCGAGCGUCGGCAAGCUCUUUGGGCAGCCCGACUCGACGGUGCUGGUGCUGAGCAAGCUGAUCUACCACCUGAUACACUGCCUCAUCUACAGGCCCUUCCUGCCCAUCGACCUGGUCGAGCUCGCUGGGAGCGGACAGCACCAGUCGUGGCAGAUCGAGGCGACCAACAUGUGCUUCCUGCACGCCAACGCCAUCGCCGAGCUGGCGGAGCUGGGCAAGUCCACCAUCGAGUGGCCGGCCUUUGUGGGCUACUGCAUCUGCACGGCUGGCACGGUCCACGUGCAUGGUGCCUUCUACAGCAAGAACAGCUUCGGCGGUGACGGCAGCGGCGGCGGAGUAUUCUCGUCAUCGGCCGACUUUCUGUCGCGCGAGAUGCAGCAGCUGAGCGAGCUGCGGUACGCGUGGGCUAGCGUGCAGCACCAGCGCGAGACGCUGCAGGGCAUCUACGGCGCGCACGCCGAGCUCGUCAAGAGCCACGCCCGGAACCCGAUGCGGUACGCGCCCGUCUUCCAGCUCGAGGACUUCUUCGACCGCUACUCCAAUAUUGGCGGGCCCGGUGGCCAGUCGUUCCACUUCGACUCGGCCAACAUCAGCCUCUCGGACGUCGUCGUCGACUACAACCCGGACGUCUAUACGGGCCACGACCUGUACGCCCCGCGGGCCUCAACUAGCAGCAGCGCCACGGGCGGGCUGGACCACUCGCCCGCGACCGCGUCCGCCAUCGUCCCUCCCACGAUCCCGUCGGACCGCCCGAGCCUCAAGCGGAAGAAGAUGGCCCCGACGGGAAUCAAGGCGCCGCCCCCGCCCCCGCCGCACCAGCAGCAGCAGCAGACAAUGCAUUCGGACCCGGGCAUGCCUACCAAGGGCGGGCUCCAGCCCUUGAACACCGCCGCCGGCAUGGUCCUGCCGCACACGCCGCACAGCCUCCCGACGCCGUCGCACAGCCGCCACUCGUUCACGUUCCAGCCGCCCCAAGGGUCUCCCGUCAUGCUGCAGUCCCCGGCCGGCGGCCCGCAGAUGCACCAGGUCCCGGAGCAGAUGGGAGCUGGAGGCGGCGUGGUCGACGACGGGCGAGGGGGCGGGUUCGGAAUGCACGGCCAGCAACAGCACCACAUGCAGCACCAGGCACUGCAGCAGCAGUAUGGACACCACUCCCCCUACGGCUACGGCGGAGCAGGGACAGGCCCGGAGUCGAUCCGGCACGGAACCAGCAGCAGCUCCAUGGGACCGGGGACUCCGGGCGGCGGCGGCGGCGGCGGCGGCAGCUACGACCCCAUGUUCGGCACCCUGCCCACCAACGCCUUUAGCAGCCCCGCGCCCGGGCCGUGGCAGCAGCAGCACCCUGGCGCCGGGGGUGGCGCGGCCGGCGGCAGCGAGGACGGCAAGCAGCACGGCGGCGGCGGGCAGGUGCUAGCGCACAGCCCCGGGGGCCGGAGCAACAACGGCAGCACGGGCACGGGCGCGGCCGGGGAGGAGAAGGACCCCUUCCUGAGCCUGCUGGAGCAGCUGGCCGAGAACGAGCAGGCCAUGGGCCCCGGGAGCGAGCUCGACAUGUUCCUCGGCACGACUGCGCAGCGGUAAACUCGCGGUCACAAGCCAUCCAUCCAUCCAUCCAUCCAUCCAUCCAUCCAUCCAUCAUUUCAUCUCUUUGUUUGU